Dimorphilus gyrociliatus is the source of this 834-nucleotide messenger RNA. The record is from the annotation of a GenBank genome assembly. Lineage: Eukaryota; Metazoa; Annelida; Polychaeta; Dinophilidae.
AUUAGCUCAAGUGUGUUUUCCCUAGAAAUUUAUUUUUAUUAAAGAAAGCGUGCCUCUUUCUUCCCUGUUUGUGAAAAUUUAAGUCUUUUUUAAGUGAUCUUGCUAUAUAAACGAAUUCCAAAUAAAUUCUUUUAUAUCUUUCCAAUGUGUUCUGUUAUAUGACUUUAAAAAUUUUCCAUUUAAAACACAUAAGCGAUAAUUGAAGAAAUGUUCGAAACACCAGAUUUUAGUCAUUUGCGAGACAAAGAAUUUUCUGAAGUAUACGAACCAGCAGAAGAUUCUUUUUUAUUUUUAAAUUCUCUUGAAGAUGAAUUCGACUACUUAGCCAAAAUAAAGCCAACAAUCGUUUUGGAAAUCGGUUGCGGGAGUGGAAUAAUAAGUACAUUUGUUAAACGCCUCUUUCCAUUUAGUUUUUGUAUCUGCACGGAUAUAAACUCAUCAGCAUCGAAGGCUGCUGUGAUUUCCGCUGCACGUAAUUUGGUGGAUCUGAAUGCGGCUUCACCUUUAGAGGAUCGACUCUCUGGCAAGGUCGAUUUGCUAUUAUUUAACCCACCCUACGUUGUUACACCCGAUGAAGAAGUAGGUGGUAGAAAUAUAUCGGCUGCAUGGGCUGGAGGUGAAAAAGGCAGAAGAAUUAUUGAUAAAGUUUUGCCACACGUUCCAAACAUGCUGUCACCCUUGGGUGUUUUCUAUAUGGUAGUCAUUAAAGAGAAUAAUAUAGAUGAAAUAGAAGAGAAAAUGAGGAUAUUUAACAUGAAAAUGACUUGCGUUCGAAGUACCAGAACUGGGCCUGAAUUUUUGAGUGUUUUAAAAUUUACUUUCGAUAGAAGUUGA